Messenger RNA from Thamnophis sirtalis, 1968 nucleotides. Lineage: Eukaryota; Metazoa; Chordata; Lepidosauria; Squamata; Natricidae. The record is from RefSeq and is a predicted model, not a curated record.
CUUGCUCAGGAUGAAGACAGCUCCGUUGGUGGCUUUGCAGUAAUUGAGUAUGAGACAGCAGAACAAACAGAGGAAGUGCAGGAAAGCACAGAUGGUUUGACUAUCAACGAAAAAAGAGUCCACGUGUCUUAUUGUGCUCCUGGAGCUCCUGGCCGCAGUACUCUUGCUACACUUAUAGCAGCACAACGAAUGAUGAAAAACAAUCAAAAAGGAUUACUUCCAGAACCAAAUGCUGUGCAAAUCAUGAACAGCUUAAAUACUCCAGGCAUGUUGCAGAUGUUGUUACGGCAUCAGAUGCAUGGAUGUGCUAAUAAAUUUGUCCUAGGAUCUCCCAUGAAUGUGCCUCACCUUGUAAAUCCAUCAGUCAGUCCAGCCUUUUUGCAUUUGAAUAAAAUUCAUCAGAGUUGUUCCAAAAAUCAAACCUCUCUACUUGGAGAACCUCCUAAGGAAAUACACCUCAGCACAAAUCCCUACUUGAACUUGGCAAGUGUUCUACCUUCUGUGUGUCUUUCAGGAGCAGUCCCCAACAAAGCUAAUAAUACUAAGUCGCAAUCUGUAGCUGCAAGUAACUCAAUCAACAGUGUAAAUGCUCAGGGAAACACAGCACAGCAUGCAGUGGAAAACUCUUUUAACUAUGCACGGCAGUAUAAUGAUUACACACAGGAAUCCAAUGGAGGAGUUUAUGGUGAUUAUGGUACCUAUUUACAGGUUAUGCCUUCAUAUUAUGCUGCAGCUCAAGGAUUCUUCCAUCCAAGUGUCUUGCCGUUUACACCUCAAAAUCCCCUGAAGAUGACGCCAAUGAAAAAUGAAAAGCGGAGCUCUUCAUACCUCAUCACAAAUCCAGAAGACAAUCCAGUGGAAUAUGUUGGCCCACAUACUCAGGGCUCCGGAAUGCAUUAUACAGAACUGUACCUUAAAAGAAAGCGUGUCUAUUAAGAUUUCUAUCUAAUUGAAAUCAAAAUCACUUUUUGUGGCAUUCUUGCCACUGUUCUCUUUUAAUAUAUAUAAAUAUAUUGUAGAUAACAUGUGCAAUAGUAUUGCAGAAAUUAGUUUUGAUAAGGAAAAAUGGUAUGGGGAAGAAGCUCUUGUCUUCUGGAUUAAUUUUUGUUGUUUGGGCUGACAGUAACGUGUUUAGAAGAACAGCAAUGCUAUGGUGUGAGAGCUACUCUCAAAACAAUGAAAUAAUGGAACUUUCCAAAUGUCUUGCUGAGAAACUGCAUUCAUACCCUUAAAAAACAAUAAUGCUGGUCAGUGAUAUUACAAGAAGUCUCUGAUUACUUAGUCCUUGAUUGAAUAAGAUUCAUGUAUAAUUCUUUUGUCUGUUUCACAAUAAUAAUACACUCUUAUUGAGAUGAUUGGGUUUAGAUUUGCAACUUUCAAAUGUAAAUAAAAUUAAGCAACUCUCCUAGCAGUAAGUUAGGAAAAUGUCAAGAUACACAUGUCUUAUUGAAAAUAACAUUGUUGAAAUAUAAAGUAUGUUAUGACAAACUUUCUGUGGAACUGAAGGACUGAAACUAGAUUUUUGUUUGUAGAUGUUGGCCUUUAGAAUUAUAAGUUCUAAACCUAGAGACAAUAUUUAAACACAUUUUCAAAUAUAGUGUGUAUGAAUAUACAUACACACACACACACACACACACACACACACACACACACAUAUAUAUAUCCUAUUGGAGCUGAAUUUAUUACAGUCACUUGCAUUUAAUUAAAAGAAUAUGCUUUCCAGAUGGUUCUUGCAAACACCUGAUUUAUCUCACUGCCAACUUGGAAAUUCUGGAGAUGCUCCCCAGAAGUAAUAUUCUGUACAUACUUGAAACAUUUCUGUUGAUAUGCUAUCUUUUAUUUCUAACUGGUCUACUUGUGAGUGAAAAUGUGCUUGAAACAGGCUUAUUUACCCCAGUGUGCUCACAGUCUUGAGAACUGUAAUAUGACUGUAAUAUGGCUUUACCAUAAAAACUAAAUGUGUUUAAA